AUAUCGAAAUUGUUCAUCGCAGAAUUGUAUAUCUCAGACCUGGCGAUUCAAAAUAAAAUUUUUGAUAAGGGAAAAACAUGUGAAUUACCUGCUGAAGAAAAAAUGGAUUAUGAUCCUCUUGUGGAUUCGGGAAACAAGGGCAAACAAUUUAAUAUUGAGUUUCUUGUAUCCCUAUCCAUGGAUUUUUCAGAUUUCCAACCAACUAUCUUAGUAUCCAAUCCCAAGGCCAAAACAUAUAAAGACAUAAAAUUGCAAGAUAAAGUUAGUGAUUAUUUUGAUAAAAAGCCUGUAACGGGACAUAUUCAUAUUAUA
This is a messenger RNA of Racocetra persica, 312 nucleotides long. NCBI's taxonomy places the organism in Eukaryota, Fungi, Glomeromycota, Glomeromycetes, Diversisporales, Gigasporaceae. The record is from the annotation of a GenBank genome assembly.